AUGCUCGGCCUAAAUUUCACCGCGACACGCACGCAAAUCGCAUCCUACCUAUUCGGCGUCGCGCUCUUCAGCAUCGCCUUCCUUGUGUUCCUGAACAGCAGCAUCAGCUUCGUCAUCACACAGCGCAUUGGACAGAGCAAGAAUGUCGGCGGGGCGGUAGGCACGUUGGGGUUCGUGGAUGAGCUGGUCGCGCUGGUCGCGUGUCCCGUCUGGGGGCUGCUGAGCGACAGGGUGGGAGUUAGGGCUGUUGCGGUGGCGGGGUACGUGGUUGUGGGUGUGAGCUUGUGGGUGUUGGUCCAGGCGAGCAACGUCUACCCGCAGCUGCUGCUGGCGAGAGUGCUGUUCAGUCUGGGAGGGAGCGCGACGGCGACCAUGGUCACUGCAAUUCUGCCGAGUAUGACGGUUGUUAGGGAGGCCAAACCAGAUCCCCGAAGCCCUACGCUGAGGCGUGUCGCCAAUGGCAGUCGGCAUGCUGGCGCGGCUUCUAUCUCUUCGGAGCUUACGAUUACCCCCGACCGCUUUCGCUCCAGCUCUCAAGAACCCGAUGGAGGUAUCCCAGCGAAGAAGAACACCAGCGCAUCUACAUCGCAGCUAGCAGGUUUGGUUGGCAUGUUCACCGGCUGUGGCGCCCUAGUGGCCCUGUUGAUCUUCUUGCCCCUACCUACGCGCUUCCAGCAGGCCGGCGAGAGUCCUGCUGCUGCUGUAGCGGCCGCCUUCUACGUCGUGGGCGCCAUCGCCAUCCUCGUCGCCAUCGGCUGCUUCUUCGGCCUGCGCCAGUUGCCUGGCGAAGAGGAGAAAGGAUGGAGACGUCUUACUGGCAAGGACGAGCCCAAGAGUGCCGAUUCGUACCAUGCACACGACCUCGUCUUGUCAUACCCCUUCCUCUUUCUCGAGAGCGUCCGCCUGGGCUUCAAGUCACCCCUCAUAGGCCUGGGCUACGUUGGAGGGUUUGUCGCACGCGCAUCAUCCGUGGCCAUCUCACUCUUCAUUCCGCUCUUCACGAACCACUACUUCCUCCAAACUGGCGAAUGUGCUGUCGACCCCUCGAACCCCUCCGAUAUAAAACAUGCCUGUCCACAGGCCUACAAGCUUGCCGCCAUGCUCACUGGAAUCAGCCAGCUCAUCGCCCUUCUCUGCGCUCCAGUCUUUGGCUACCUCUCUGGCAAGUAUCCAAGAUACAACCUUCCUCUGCUCCUCGCAGCAGCUUCAGGCGUUGCAGGCUAUGCCAUGUUCGGGUCACUCGCCAGCCCAGACUACAAGAGCGAAAACGGCACAGGCGCCAUCUUCAUCAUUGUUGCAUUGCUUGGCAUAAGCCAGAUCGGCGCCAUCGUAUGCUCCCUCGCACUCCUUGGACGCGGCAUCAACAACGAUGAGCCCAGCGCGGACGGUUCUACGAUUGAUUCAACAGCCCCAAGUUACCACCCCUCGGCAGGUGCUACACCGCCCACCAGUGCGCCCAUUACGCCUGUACACGAGGAAGAGCCGCUCUUACCUCAGAACCAAAGCUAUAGCACAUCAAGACCUAGUUCUCCUCUGGAGUCGAAAUCCUACAAUGAUAUGAAGGGCUCAAUAGCUGGGACGUAUAGCCUGCUUGGCGGCUUUGGAAUAUUAUUGUUGACCAAACUGGGAGGUGCGCUCUUCGAUAGUACAGGGCCGGGAAGCCCAUUUUAUAUGAUGGCAGCUUUUAAUGCGGUGCUGCUUGUUGUUGGUAUUGUCGUGGGUGUGAAACAGAUCGCACGGCGGUAG
This is a messenger RNA of Ascochyta rabiei, 1746 nucleotides long. RefSeq lists its product as uncharacterized. The transcript has 2 exons. NCBI's taxonomy places the organism in Eukaryota, Fungi, Ascomycota, Dothideomycetes, Pleosporales, Didymellaceae. Gene Ontology annotation, molecular function: transmembrane transporter activity. The record is from RefSeq and is a predicted model, not a curated record. Bases 1 to 1746 code for a protein of 581 amino acids. Gene Ontology annotation, biological process: transmembrane transport.